Messenger RNA from Saccostrea cuccullata (small rock oyster), 1317 nucleotides. RefSeq lists its product as uncharacterized. The transcript is spliced from 13 exons. The record is from RefSeq and is a predicted model, not a curated record. NCBI's taxonomy places the organism in Eukaryota, Metazoa, Mollusca, Bivalvia, Ostreida, Ostreidae. Bases 46 to 1317 code for a protein of 423 amino acids.
GACAACACGAAAAAGGAAUUGAUCAUUACAAUCCUAGUUGAAAAGAUGUCGACAAACCCGCUUGAGAAUUCUGUUGAGUUGAGAGAAUGUCUGAAGAAUGGCACGCUGUCUCUUAGAGACCUUGAUAACAAGCAGAAGAGACGAUCCUCCAAGGGCAGAAGAAGGCGAAGCAAGACAAAGACUGGAAGAACUGAAGAGGCAGCUGAUGGCGGUGAAACUAGAGCAAAGGCUAUGGAAGAUCCAGAACACAGCAAGAAGGAGCCAAAGGUUAUCAAACCUUCUAGGACCAAGAAAGUUCCGAAGGGAAGUGAUGUUCAUGUUGGAAUGAUAAACCAACACAAAGAUUCUGAUGAAGAGACUGUACGCAGCCUCCUUAAUGAAGCUUUGGACACAGUAGUCAGACAAUGUAUUGCUAUCGAGCACAGUCAAGCAAAAGAGCAACGUAAUGUUGUGAGUACCGUGGACUUUCAGCGAUCUGCAGAAUUGGAUGGAAGAAUGAGGGCGCAUAUGGAACAAAUGAAGGCCGAGAAACUGGCAAUGCAACAGAUUAUGUACAAAACAGCCUCAGAAGUCGUCCAGGAUUUAUUCUCUUCCGCGGCCAACAAUGCAAGCAAGACUGAAGGGACAGGUGAUGGCGAUACAACAAAAACAGAGACUAUGGAAGAUCCGACAAACAUCGCGAACGCUUCAGAGGUUACCAAAUCUUCAAGGUCCAAAACAGGACUGACAGGAAGUGAUGUUCAUCUUAAAAUGAGAACCCAACACAAGGAAUCUGGAGAGAUUGCACGCAGCAUUCUUGAUGACGUCUUGGACACAGUUACCAGGCAAUGUAUUGCUAACGAGCAAAGUAUUGAAAAUGAACGGGCACUUAUGUUGGUUCUUGGCUGUGUGGCAGCUUUUGAUGAUAUGAAUCAAUUCACGAGGAAGUUGUAUGUGGACGAGAGAAGAGAAACUCAGGAGUUGUUAUACAGAGAAGCAAAGGAAAAAGUAAAGAACUUGCUGCGAUCUACAGAUUAUAAUGCCAGAAUGAGGGUCCAAGUGAAACAAAUAAACACCGAGAAACGGGCAAGGAAAGAGAUUGUGUACAAGGCGGCCUCGGAAACCAUUGAGGAUCUGUUCUCUUGCGCAGCCAAUAAUGCAGGCGUACAAAAUGUUAUUGAAACAGAGUUGACCAAUGACGAGGAGACAGAUUGUGAGUUACCUGUGAGAGGCUGGAGAAGAUUUGUGUGCUGCGGACAGACAUACAAACUAAAGGUAAAGAUUAUACAGUCUGAUAAUGUACAGUGUGUCCUCUGUAACCCAGACACUUGGAUAUAA